AGUUAGAAGGAUAUUGAACAAGCAAAGCCCCCAAGUAUAGUUAUUAAGAAUACAAAAUCGUAUGAGCUCUUUGGAGGUCAGUCUGAAAAUUUCACACACAUUUAAUUUACUCUUACCAUAUGAUCAAGCAACCCACUAUGAAAUAUUUACCCAAGUGAAAUACAAAUUUCUCUUCACAGAAAAACCCGCAUAUUCAUAUUUAUGGCAGCUUUAUUUCACAGUUACCCAAACCUUGAAACAAUGCAAAUGUUUGUCGGCUGGGAAAUGUACAUGAAAGGUGGUCCACGGGAACAGCAUAGCCUGGGACUGGAAUCCCAGGGAACAGGUUACCGGCACAUACCUGUCACCGUCCGUGCGACCCACCUCCAGAGUGAAGACAGCAUCAACCACCACACCAGAGGAGGAGGUAGAAAACCACGUGAGCUGAACCAAGCAGUAAAUUUACCUGUAUAAUCCCCGGAUGUCGUCGGAAUACAUUACGUGUUUUGAGGACAUACUGAAACUCACCCCAGUCCACACCGCACCAGUGACACUGCACUGGCUCAAGGCACGUGGUCUCUCUUGUAACUCAUAAGGACACGCCUGUUUGUUACUCUGGAAAUGUUAGUCAUACUUUGCAAAGUAUGUACAGUACUUGUACAGUGUACAAGUACUAGGAAAAGAACUCCUUGCUAGGGUUUUGUAAUUGUACCAAACACACGAGCGUGACAUGGGCCGAGCUCUGGAACCUGCAGCUCUGAGGCCCAGCAGCUUUGCAUCUGAUGCAGCUCGAGGCCCCUACAUGGGGGCAUCUCAGCUUCAGGACCAGGCCAUUCUUAUCUUCUUGUCUCUACUUAAGAAGAGAGCUCUCCUCAGGUUUGCUGAGUGAAAGAAAGACUGGCUGUUAUCUGCACUUCACCUGGGACCUGCAUCCUUCUCUCGCAGACACACAGACCAGACAGAACCCUUCUCUCUGCGGGAUCCCUCUAACGCAGCACACAGCAAGGUCGUGAGUCUGUGGGGUAGGCGGGAGUUAGGCAGCCUAACCCUCACUCAUGACAGUGCCUCACGUGUCCCAGCGUCCUGGAAUAAACCCGUUACUCAAACAAGCUUCCGAGAUAUGGGGUCAGAACAUAGCCUCUGCUCCUGCCUGCCCUCUGGGUGGGUCCCCCAGCUUUCCAUCCAUUCUCUGAGGAGGGGCAGCUUCCAAUGGGUGUGGGUCUGAGUUCCUCUUCUGUGAACCACCCAGCUCUCUUGCUCCACCCCAGCUUCUGCACUUCCCCUCCACACGCUCCCUUCUCUGCUCACACACAGGAGCCAGGACCUCCAGCUCUGAGAUGCUGCUGCCCCUGCUGCUGCUGUGGGUGCCGGGAGAAGGGCAGGGGGCUCUGCAAAUUGCGGGGCCUCAUUUACCCUCAGGGUGCUCAUUUAAGAGUCUGAAAUACAGGCUGCAAGUGCCAGAAUCAGUGACCGUACAGGAGGGCCAGUGUGUCCUUGUGCCCUGCAGAUUCCCUGACUCUCCAUUGAGCUCCAGCACUGUCUCUGUCUCUGGCUACUGGUUUCGAGAAGGGGCCAAUAUAAAUCACGACGACCCAGUGGCCACAAACGACCCUCAAAGACAAGUGCAAGAGAGGACUCGGGGCCGGUUCCACCUCCUUCUGGAUCCACAGACCAAGAACUGCUCCCUGCACAUCAGAGAUGCACAGAAGCGUGACAAGGGUUCCUACUUCUUUCGGGUGGACUUGGGAAGUCUGAAGUGGAAGUACUGUGCAGACCAGGUCUCUGUGGAAGUGACAGCAAUGACUCACACUCCUGACAUCCUCAUCCCCUGGACCCUGGUGCCCGGCCACCCCAGGAACCUGACCUGCUCUGUGCCUUGGGCCUGUGAGCGUGGGACGCCCCCCAUCUUCUCCUGGACGUCAGCUGCCCUCACCUCCCUGGGCCCCAGGACCACCCACUCCUCUGUGCUCACCCUGAGCCCUCGGCCCCAGGACCACGGCACCAACCUCACCUGUCAGGUGAUGUUCCCUGCAGCUGGUGUGACCGUGGAGAGGACCGUGCAGCUCAAUGUCACCGGGGAAUCCAGGCUUCCUCACUUUCUGGCAGGGGAGCCUAUGGCAGAGGUGGUGCUGCUGGCCAUCCUGGAGGGAGCUGUGAAGAUCCUGCUUCUUGGGCUAUGUCUCAUCUUCCUUAGAGUGAAGGCCCAGAGAAAGAAGGUGUAAAGUCCAGCAGCAGACAUCGACAGUGUCACAGAUUCGUCUCUGGAGCCACCCUGCGAUCUUAUGAGCCCCCAUGUGUCCCGAGCCUUGUCUCCAUCCAUCUUUCUCUGCACUCCACGUC
Chinchilla lanigera (long-tailed chinchilla) is the source of this 2319-nucleotide messenger RNA. RefSeq names its product myeloid cell surface antigen CD33-like. The record is from RefSeq and is a predicted model, not a curated record. Gene Ontology annotation, cellular component: plasma membrane. Gene Ontology annotation, molecular function: sialic acid binding. The transcript has 5 exons. Bases 1317 to 2201 code for a protein of 294 amino acids. NCBI's taxonomy places the organism in Eukaryota, Metazoa, Chordata, Mammalia, Rodentia, Chinchillidae. Gene Ontology annotation, biological process: cell adhesion.